Messenger RNA from Mycena citricolor, 1826 nucleotides. NCBI's taxonomy places the organism in Eukaryota, Fungi, Basidiomycota, Agaricomycetes, Agaricales, Mycenaceae. The record is from the annotation of a GenBank genome assembly.
CAAUCACCUAACAACAACGCGUGUUCCCCUGAGACCCGCCCAUGGAUGAGGAAGACACGCUCACUCGCGCCAUUACUCUUGUUGAAGCAGUUUUUAAUCAAGUGUCUAGCGAGUUUGCCAUCUGGAAGGCCGAUCACGCUGCUCGCAUACUCAGGAAUGUGGCAUCCGACGAUCCCUCCGUUGCGAGGACGGUCGGAGCCAGCAUGAGUGCUCGCAUGCCAAGUACUACCACUCUCAGCAUUGCCGAGCCCUCGGCACUGGCUGUUUGGGACUUUGAAGGCGACGGAGACACACUCGAUACCACUCCGGAAUACGUCGGGGUCAAGGUCAUCCACGCGGAUGCCUCUUUCUCUCCGGUGCCUGUCUACGAAUACUGCACUCCUUCUCUACGGAAUGUCAAAGUCGGCGACGAUUCCUCCUCCAUGCCUUUCUUACCCUUUCCGAACGACCCGCGCUUCGACUUGGCUGAUUACGUGGAACUACAUAAACAAUGUAGCUGGGAUACAGACGCUCGGCAGGCUUCAGACGAUACCGAUCUACAGGUGAUAGUAGUGGAAGCUGCGCGCAGACUCCAUACGCAGCAUGGGAUGCUCUACCGCCAUAUCGACGAGACUGAUGCCCUUCCCAUCCCUCUUUUGGAUCACGACGGAGUCAGAGGAAUGAUCGAAAGCAGUCGCCGGCGUGACUUUCCUCCAUGGCCAAAAACCGUUCCUCCCACUCAGAAAUUCCUUCGGGACGACGACACUCUCAGCCCCGAUACUUCACCCAGUCAGAUACUCAACCAGUUGAUUACGAAUUUCUGCGGAAACCUCAAUUGCGUGAUACCGUUCUGCACCACGCACUUGGAGCCUCAGACGAUGCCUCUGCGAGUAGAAUCUUCGGUCAAGAGCUCACGCAUGAGAGCGCUUGCCCUCAGAACGAAAACGCCCUGUGACGAUGAGUGCUUCUUGCUCAGAGAGCUUGAUGCUACAUGUCCGCCUGUUUCGUGGAGCAAAGUCGACCUUGACCUUCUGGAAACGUUGCUCGAGCUAACUCCUGAUAUGCUCCCUUGUCGGCUCGCGGAAGUGAUCAAGAGACCCUGCUUUGAGAUUUACAAACUCCGAGCAACGAUGCUGCCUGAAGAUUCGGAAGAACAACAAAGGCGGAAACGAGCCCCCAGCAGACCCCAGAAAACACUCAGAUUCCGAGGUUUGAAUCGUUCCUUGCGAGCCCUGUCUGUACUGAUGAUUCCCAGAUCUCGACCGAAAUGGCUUCUCUCCAUUUCUACACAGGCCUCCGUCGUUGGCGUGGCUGUACGUGCGCCUCGAAAAGCAAGCGAUGCUCGACGAAAACCUGCGCAUGCCGAUUGGCAUAUCGAGAAUGCGAUCCGGAACUCUGCCUCCGCUGCAAGGCACGGUUCAGACGAUUUGGCUGGCCUGUGCUGCAAUUCCGGUAUCCAGCGUGGGCGUUGGAAACUCACCAAGGUCGCACCAGCUACAUACGGGCUAGGCCUCUUUGUCCAAGAACAUGUGUCCAAAGACGAGUUGAUCAUUGGUAAUAUCUCGGCGAACUCAUCUUCGAGGCUACUGUCGAAUCUCGGGGGCAACCUCAUUGCGUCCCAUCGAGAUCGAAGUUAUGCUUUCGAUCUGAACGAGACCAUGCGUGUGGACGGAACGUACUUGGGGAACGACUCUCGGUUCAUCAACCACGACGACGGAGAGCAUGUCAACUGUUGUGCUAAAGUUCUUCUAGUAAACGGGGAACAUCGCAUCGGUUUUUUCGCCACUCGAGAGAUUAAUCCAGGCGAGGAAAUUCUAUUUUCCUACGGCAAGAAAUUCUUCAAGUAA